Molecule: messenger RNA, 679 nt
Organism: Rhodofomes roseus
Lineage: Eukaryota; Fungi; Basidiomycota; Agaricomycetes; Polyporales; Fomitopsidaceae
Exons: 3
Coding region: 146-517 (123 amino acids)
Source: RefSeq, a predicted model, not a curated record
CUCGUUUCGCCUCCCGAACCAUCACUGACACCAACGCUUGAUCUCAACGCGUGAAGCGCGUGAAGUCUUCACUAGUUCCUAUAAACCAUCCUCUGCUCACUAUUCCCACUCGGCUCCCGACGGACCUGUUCGUUCGUCGCUGAUAAUGUCUGAGGAAGAGAAGCGCACGCUCGCAGCCCAGAAGGACGAAGAGGCUGAGACCAACUCAUCGGAUGCCGAGCAAUCGGACGACGAGGCGUCUGCAGGAGACGUCGGAGAGGACACCGAGCAAGCACAGAGCGACUCCCGCCUAAGCGCGAGCCCCUCGCCUUGGCAACGGCUCGCGCUCGUCACGUUCGUGCUCCUCAUGUUCUGGUUUGCAUGGGCGUUCCGCAAGCACAACAGCCGGCCAAAUAUCGUCUAUGCCGACCGAUACUCGGCCGAGUACAAGUACAGGCCAGCGGCGAGUCCGAUCAUCACUGAGAUCCUGAAGGAUGGGCGGACCCGUUUGAGAGGCGCAGUGCCGACGAAUAAGUGAAGGGGGGGCUCGGGUCUGGUGUUGAGGUGUUUGAGGUGCUUUCGUGGAGGUGUCGGACUCCUUGCUCUUAUUAUGCUCUUUCUUCGUAAUUUUAUUGUAUACUCCAGUUGCUCUUCUCGUUGCUUGUGAGUACGUAUCUUCACGGCCCUCUCAGAUACCUCA